AUGGCCGACGAAGUCCCAAGAAGAGCGAUGUGGGCCGGACUUCGCUCGCAGCUCGUCAAGCUCACCUCCCAAUUCUUCACGAGCGUCGACGACUAUCUCCGAUUCCGCGCCGUCUGCAAGUCGUGGCGCUGCGCCGUCCCCCACCGGCCCGAUCAUCUCCCCACUCAGCUCCCUUUCCUCCUCCUCGUCUCCACCACCGAACCAAAAAUCGGACCCGCCUACCGCCUCAUUGCCGCCUCCGCCGGUAAUGUUCGUUCGCUGCCUAACACAGCCAAUAUGCUCUGCAUUGGCUCCUCCUUCGGCUGGCUUAUCCUCCUCUCCGAGAAUGACUGUUUGAUCAACCUCUUCAACCCCGUUACCGCCGAGGACAUUCGGCUUCCCCGCCUUGAUGGUCCUACGUUUGCUGAUGUGGUGCCGCCCGGCGAUGAGGUCGUGAUUGUCGUAGAGAAGGCUGUAUUAUCCUCGGAUCCCACGCUCGAUCGGGACUUCGUGGCGGUCGUCUUCAUGCUCGGAGUGAACAUUAGAUGGUUGACGUGGCGCCAUGGUGACGAAUCAUGGACGGCAAACGCGAAUCCUGAUGUGCAACUUUCGUCCGGGAUGCGCGACGUCGUUCCCUACGGCAACCGGAUACUGUGCGCGAUAUACGGCGACAACGACGACUGGGCGGUCCUCCAGGUUGACCCAGGCCCGCCGGCGAGGGCGACGAUUGCCGCAUGGUACGCCAUGCCGUCCUGCGUGCCGCGCACUAAAGGUCUCACCUACUUGGUUGUAUCGGCCGGAGAACUGCUGUUGGCCGCGCCCCAUGACAACGACAACAGGACUGCAAAUGUGAACAUCACCCCCGGAUACCGUGUCUUCAGGCUGGAGCCAGGCGGCAUAAGCAGGCCGGCGGUGGCCGUCGAGGUGGAGGAUAUCCACGACCGUAUAUUGUUCUUGAGCCCAAGCUCGUCCGUGUCCGUCAGCGCUGAGGACUUCUUUGGGUUCCCCGGGAAUUUCAUCUACUUCGUCGGCAAAGAUUGGCGUGAGAAGAGAGAAAAUAGGCGGGUGUGGCUUGUCGUCGUCCAGAGUCUAGAAAGUGGUGAGACCACCGUUGUUGCUGAUUCGAACAUAUCCGAUCAGAGGCCGCUAAGGUGGCGGGGACGGCGGUCCGACGCCGCCCGAUGGGUGACGCCCAAUCUGCGCAGCUACAACCGAUGA
Musa acuminata AAA Group (dessert banana) is the source of this 1197-nucleotide messenger RNA. RefSeq lists its product as uncharacterized. The coding region runs from base 1 to 1197 and encodes 398 amino acids. The transcript has a single exon. NCBI's taxonomy places the organism in Eukaryota, Viridiplantae, Streptophyta, Magnoliopsida, Zingiberales, Musaceae. The record is from RefSeq and is a predicted model, not a curated record.